Centruroides sculpturatus (bark scorpion) is the source of this 1260-nucleotide messenger RNA. Its product is annotated as ribonuclease H-like. Lineage: Eukaryota; Metazoa; Arthropoda; Arachnida; Scorpiones; Buthidae. The record is from RefSeq and is a predicted model, not a curated record. Gene Ontology annotation, molecular function: RNA-DNA hybrid ribonuclease activity; nucleic acid binding. The transcript has a single exon. The coding region runs from base 1 to 1260 and encodes 419 amino acids.
AUGGCUCAUGCACUGAGAUCCAUUAGCAGGAACCUUUGGGGUCUGAGUUACCAAAGCUCUUCACUCAUUUACCACUGUGCAAUAGAACCAGCAGUCCUGUAUGGGGCUGAGAUUUGGGGGUAUGCAACAAGAAAACAACAAAUUAGAAGGAAAUUACUCGCCAUUCAACGAAGCUGUCUCAUCACAGUGUGCAGGGCCUAUCGCACGGCCCCAACUAGCGGGCUGCAAGUGAUUGCAAAUUCUGUCCCCCUUGACCUUAAAGCCUCGGAAAGGUAUUGGGACUUCCAACUUAGGCAUUUCUCUGAUCAGCUGGCCAUAUCUGAGACCACCCCUACCCAAGUGAAAGACAUUGCAGUCAAAAUCCACAACCAUGGAUCUGAUAGAUUCAGCGACUACUACCUAUUGCACCCGGCCACUGAUCCCCCAGAUGUGGUACUUUGCACAGAUGAAAACAAAAACAUAGCUACAAAGUUUUACACAGAUGGGUCAAAAGGCCUAAUGGGGGUGGGUGCAGCUUUUGUAGAAAUAGAUUGUAACAAUAGGGUGGUUCAUCAAGCCUAUUACAAACUAGGACCCUUCUGUACGAUAAAUCAGGCAGAGAGUCUGGCCAUCCUCAAAUCCCUGGAGCAUAUUCAGAGAACAAUCAAUAACAGGACCAAAGAAGAAAUAACAAUUAUUAGCGAUAGCAGGGUGGCUCUUCACCAAAUAAAAGCAAUGAACACUAAAUUCAAGCUAAUAAAAGAUAUCAUCCACAUGGUGUCUAAUCUGAAAAGUAAUCACAUCAAAGUACACUUUCAUUGGACAAAAGGGCAUUCUGGAGAAAUAGGUAACGACAAAGCAGACUUUCUGGCAAAGAAAGCUAUAAGUCAUUUAAAUGAUCCAACCUUCUCGCUUGUUCCCUAUAAAUGGGUAAAGAACCAGCUCAAAGAAUUCACAAUCAACAGGUGGCAAGAGAGGUGGGCCACGGAGAUGACAGGCAGAGUGACCUUCAACUUUUUCCCGGACGUCAAAGGGAGGGAUAAAUUGAGCCACUUCAAUCCUGAUUUUCAUAUUACCCAAUAUAUUACUGGUCAUGAUGGCUUCAAACAAUAUCUCAACAGGUUCCUAAACAAAGUGACCAGUAUUUGUGAAUGCCAGGAAGAAGAUGAAACUCCAGAACACAUUUUGUUUACCUGUGUCAAGCACGUCACUCAUCGCAAGCAGCUCAAGCAUGUAAUGUAUCAAUAUUCUCAGGAGUUCCACUGGCCCUGUCGAAGUUAG